Messenger RNA from Schistosoma margrebowiei, 2211 nucleotides. Lineage: Eukaryota; Metazoa; Platyhelminthes; Trematoda; Strigeidida; Schistosomatidae. The record is from the annotation of a GenBank genome assembly.
AUGAAUCAACAUACAUUAUACAAUCCAAUUGAAUCAGUUUUCAACAGUUCAAAUUCUAAUUCACAAUUUCGGUUUGAUUGUGACUUUACAAAUUUUCUAACCUUUUUACAGAACAAUCAAACAUUGAAUUCUUUUUCAUCAACAAAUGUGCAUUCUUCUUCUUGUCGAAAUAAAUUCAUGCCAAAUUGUAAAGAGUUAUUUCCGUACACCAUCGAUAACGGAACUAUCUCUAUGGAUAAUUCAGUUGAUGUAACAGUAAAACAAAAACAACAAAUCACUGAGAGAUCUUUGACAAAUUUAGUACCAAACUCAAACAAUUACGCAAGAGAUGAUACGAAGUUUAGUUAUUUGUUAAAUCAACAUGAUCACGCAUUAUAUUCUCACUUGAAGAAUAACAAUACACAACCGAAUCAUUUUGACAUAUUAAGAUCAUUUUCAUCACCAUUAGCAUCAUCUUCAACAUCUGUCGCAACAACACAAUCACCAAUAACAUCAUCAUCAUUAUUAUUGUUAUGGCUGAAUCGUUUAAAUGAAUUAGUUUAUGAAAAUCCACAAGAGCUGACAGAGACUAAUUGUAUUUACAAAACUUUGACAAAUUUAUUAUCUGAAUCAUCAACAUCACAUUUCAGUAAUGAUGGUCACAAAUCUGUCUUACAUAAUUUAAACAACUGUCGUGAUUCGGCAAACAUUCAAAAUCAGACAAAGCGUCAUUCAUAUUUAUACAAUAAGAUAUACAAUGAUCAGGAGCAAACUAGAAAUUGUACACCAACUCCAGGAAUAAUACCUACAAACCACAGUAAAAUUCGUGGUCCACCAAAUGUAACAUUUUCUAAAUUAUGGGAUGAUAAUAAGUCUUUAAGUUGUGAUAUUAAACUGAAUGAUGUAUACAGUAAAAGUUGUAAAACAAAUAGAGAUAGAUAUCAAGAGGAAUUGAAUUAUUCACCGUCUUCAUCAAUAACUCCAACUGUUUUUCCUUUUUUCAAUUCUUUAAUGGAUAGUAGAAUGAUGAGAGAAAAUUGCAAGGAAUUAAAUUACAAUAAUGAUAAAAAAUGCUCAGUUCAACUUGACAAAAUGUGUACAGUUGAUCGUAUACUAUAUAAUGAAGCUAGUAAAUGGGAUAACUUACUGAAUAACAAAAGUAAUACACAUUUAUCCGAUUCACCAAUACCAUUCAAUGCAGAUAAACCAAUAAAUCUGAUCAAUUCAGGAAAUACUGACCACUGGAAACUAAAUAAUGAAUGUAAUUUAAACAAAUGUGUACGUCUUAUUAAUGGAGAGAUUAAAAUGAGAGAAGAUUUAUCAGUUUCUGAUUUUAUAUCUAGCGCUAUAAAAUAUGAUAGUUUUAAUAAAUCUACAUAUGAUAAUGGUACAUUAAUUGAAGCUUUAGCAAGUACAAAUAAUUUAGAAAUAUGUUGGGUAAAAUUAAUUCAAAUUAAAAAUGAUUUAACUAAUAAUAAUAUCAGUUUAUCAAGUGAAUUAACAUUUAUUCAAUCUUCAAAACGUCAUCAAUUAUUAGUUGGUAAAAAUGAAAAAAAUUGUAGUAAACAAGCUUCACGUAUGUUAUGGCCUCAUUUCAAUGCUAAAAGUUUUAAUGUGGAUAAAAAACUAGUACUGAAUGUCGCUAAUGAUUAUCCAUUUUUUGUAUAUGGACAUGGAUGGUCAUCUAUUGAGCCAAAUUUAACAUUUAAUCAACAAGAUCUAUCAUGUAGACAGUUGAAAACAGAUGAUAUUUGUUUAGUACUAACCUACUGUGUUUUAUCUGCUAGUAGGAAGAAUCGUGUGACCACUACUAAAUCAUGUACCUAUAAAAUGGCUUUGUCAAAUGAAAAUUAUCCUGUAAAUUUUAAAUCGCAAUCAACUCCAAAAUCAGUCUCAUUUUUAAAUUACGAUGCCAAGAACAACUGUUUACCGUUAACUGGAACAGAAAGAAAAUUUAACAAUGAAAUCAAUCCUGAAUUUUUGGAUUAUCAAAAAAUUCCAAUAAAUUUAAAAUUGAAUUCAAAUGAUCAUUUAUCUUCAAUUUCUUAUUGUAUAGAAAAGAAUAAUAAAUUCAAACAAUCUGAUUCUAAUAUGCCUAUAAUGAAAAAACCAAAAUUAGAAUUAUCUUAUAAGAAAACAAUGAAAUCAAAUACAAUGAUAUCACAUCCAUUUUCUGCUUAUAAUUUAGCUAAAUCACCAGAAAAUGAAAAUAAAUUACAUAAUGAAAACUAA